Molecule: messenger RNA, 366 nt
Organism: Striga hermonthica
Lineage: Eukaryota; Viridiplantae; Streptophyta; Magnoliopsida; Lamiales; Orobanchaceae
Source: the annotation of a GenBank genome assembly
AUGGCGGCGAAGGAUCUCAAGGUCGACGAACUUCGGGCUGAGCUCACAAAGCGCGGCCUCAGUGCCGCCGGAAUUAAGCCUAUUCUGGUUCGGAGGCUUGAAGCCGCUCUUCAAGACGAGAAACAGAAAUUGGUGGAUUCGAGCUCCAGCCGCAAGAGGCGGAGGGAUUCCGAAAUCACGGAUGCUGAUACGGAGGCGCCUAGGAAAAAGAAGUCCAUUGACGAGCUGCGAGGGAUGAAUUUGAAGCAGCUUCGUGAAGAGGCUUCGAGUAGAGGAGUUUCUGCUGCUGGAAGUAAGAAGGAGCUUCUGGAGAGGCUCUGUGCUGGAGGUGCCAACGAUUUAAGCAACAAUGGCGAAGGUAACUAA